UGGCCACCUUGACUGCACCUCCACUCUUUGUUCCUGCACAUCAGCGAGCUUUCAGGCUCUUGCGCUGUUUCCGUCGCUCGCUCUGCCAGUUUAUCCAACACGGCUCGAGGCUGUCAGUGAAUACAGAGCUCGGCACGAGCUCCAGUGGAGCUAUCAGGCCGCUGCGCCACCUCGUUCGCGAUGCGAUCAACACCAUGGACGGCGUCGCUAAUGGCUCUACUGAGUGUCGCAGGGUCAUCUGCGGCCUACAAGACAUACGCGAAUUACUCCGUCGCUGAAACGCCCGAUUCGCUCUUCUCCAUCUAUGGCGACCGCCCAGAGGGCUGCCCACCAUGCUUCAACUGCAACCUCGAGGACUUCAAGUGCCAGCAGUUCGCCGAAUGCAGCAAGGCCAACGGGCGUUGUAGCUGUACACCGGGCUUUGGUGGCGAGGACUGUUCGGAGCCACUGUGUGGCUCUCUGCCUAAGGGCAAGGACAGGUCGCCGCGAGGAAGCGAGAAGGAGUGCCAAUGCGACGAUGGUUGGGCUGGUAUCAACUGCAACGUCUGCGAAACAAACGAUGCUUGUAACGCGAUGAUGCCCGAGGGCGAAGACGGCGUCUGCUACAAGGACGGGCAACUGGUGAAGGAGAACUUCCAAAUCUGCGACAUUACCAACAAGAAGAUCCUCGACCAGCUGAAGGACAAGAAACCACAAGCGACCUUCUCGUGCAAUGCCCAGACUGAGGAAUGCAACUUUCAAUUCUGGGUCGAUCAGCGAGAGUCGUUCUACUGCUCUCUGGACACAUGUACCUCCGACUGGACCGCCGAGUCUGACCGCAACACCACUCUGUACCGAUGCGAGAACAUCGAGUGCGCCUGCGUACCGGACAGAAUGCUGUGUGGAGAAGCUGGCUCGAUCGAUAUUGGAGAGUUUUUGAAGGAGUCUAUCCAGGGUCCUGCCGAGUUCAAGUCCAUCGCCUCUGAGCGCAGCGGCGAUUCUGGCAGCACCUUUUCAGAGCCCGCCAUGAACGACCUCAUCUCCAGCAUCUUCGGUGAUGAGAGCAUCACGCUGCGCUGCAACACCGGCGAGUGCUUGUACCAAAACCAGGUGCCAGGGUACGAGCGGCCCAUUAAGAAGAUCAACACGCCUCUGAUCGCAGGUGUAAUUGCUGCCGUUGCUCUGUUCAUUGUUGCUGCCAUCCUUGCCACCUGGUAUCUCACACAUCGCGCGGACAGGAACAAGUACGGUGCCAUCCACCUCUCGGACGAUGAAGAAGACGACAACGCAAGGUUGUUGGCGGACCACAAGCCGGCUGCUCUGAUGUUUGAAAACGUCGCCUAUAACCUCAAGGGCAAGCAGAUCCUGUCUGGCAUCUCUGGUGCGGUCCAUCCCGGUGAAUUGCUGGCUAUCAUGGGAGCAUCAGGUGCUGGUAAGACGACGUUCCUGGAUAUCCUCGCACGCAAGAACAAGAUCGGUUCAGUCAACGGUGACUUCUAUCUAAACGGCGAAAAGAUCCGCGACGACGAGUUCAGAAGCGUCACUGGCUUUGUCGACCAGGAAGAUACUCUACUGCCUACACUCACUGUCCACGAGACCAUCCUCGAUUCUGCCCUCCUCCGCCUCCCUAAAGACAUGAGCCGUGCAUACAAGGAACAGAAGGUGGAUGAAGUCGAACGUCAGCUCGGAAUCCACCACAUUCGCCACCAGCCCAUUGGCUCUGAGGAGACCGGACGUGGCAUUUCUGGUGGAGAGAAACGCCGGGUUGGAAUCGCUUGCGAACUUGUGACCUCCCCCAGCAUUCUAUUCCUGGAUGAGCCUACCAGUGGGUUGGAUGCCUACAAUGCAUUCAACGUCAUCGAGAGCCUUGCCUCCUUGGUCAAGAACUACAACAGAACCGUCGUCUUUACCAUCCACCAGCCGAGAUCGAACAUCGUUGCGCUUUUCGAUCAACUGGUUCUUCUCGCCAAGGGCAGGGCUGUGUACUCAGGGCCAUUCGACAGCUGCCAGGGUUACUUCGAUAACAUCGGUUACACCUGCCCGCCCGGCUUCAACAUCGCCGACUAUCUAGUUGAUCUUACCAUGCACGCUAGUGCUGUCCACCGUCCAAUUGACGAGGACAGCUCUCUGUUCACUAGGGAUGGUGUUUACACCAGCGCGAGCAGCGCCAUCGCAGUCAAGUCUAUUCCAAGCGUCACCAACAUGAGCGCAAGUGAUCUAGCCACGAGCCCAGCGAACUCCAGCAUACGGCCCAAGGCCAAGCGGAGGACGUCGAUCAAGCAGCAGCAAGAGCGAGAGCUCUUCACAAGAAAGAAGAGCUCCGCGCCCGUAGACGGUACGCAGUCCCCCAAGACCGACGAUGAAGGUCCAUACGAUCGUCAAGAAGCUGCCAAGGCGCAAUGGCUAAAACUUUCGCGUCAAUCAGGUGCACCGCCGGCACAGAUCCUCGACGAUCUCGACGAGCUUCCUCCGCCUGCGGAUGGUGGCACCGGAACGAACCUGGAUGCUCUCAUCAUGGCAUACGCAACGUCAGAGAUUGCAGCUGGAAUUCACGAAGAUCUCACCAAGUCCAUCGCCAGCGCAAGUGAGGCCAACGGUACGAACGGCCAUGCCGAGACGAACGGCUUCGUUGCCGCCGGUAAGCUCAAGGGUUACCGCAAGGUCGGCCUGGUUGGACAGUUCAGGAUCUUGUCGAGGCGUACGUGGCGCAACCUGUAUCGCAACCCGAUGUUGAUGCUCACCCACUACGCCAUCGCCAUCGUGUUGGCCGUGUUCCUGGGCUUCCUCUUCUACGGUCUUACCGACGACAUCAGCGGCUUCCAGAACCGUCUUGGUCUGUUCUUCUUCGUGCUCGCGCUGUUUGCGUUCAGCAGUCUGACUAUCCUGACUGUGUUCGCACCGGAGAAGCUGCUCUUCACGCGUGAACGGGCCAAGGGCUACUACUCUCCUCCGUCAUACUUCGCGGCCAAGGUGCUGUUCGACAUCAUUCCUCUGCGUCUGCUGCCACCGAUCAUCCUCGGUAUCAUUGUGUACCCAAUGACGGGACUGAUUCCAGCCUGGCCGAACUUCCUGAAGUUCAUCCUCUUCCUGGUGCUGUUCAACUUGUCGGCGGCUGCCAUCUUCUUGUUCAUUGGGACUGUGUUCCGCAAUGCUGGUGUUGCAAACUUGGUCGGUGUGCUUGUGAUGCUGUUCAGCCUGCUCUUCUCUGGAUUCUUCCUGAACAAGGGCAGCAUCCCGCCGCUCGCGAGCUGGCUGCAACCGCUGUCAAUCUUCCACUACGCGUUCGAGGGCCUGAUUGUCAACGAGGUCAAGUACCUGUCGCUCGUGGACCACAAAUAUGGCAUCGACAUUGAGGUACCUGGAUCGGCGAUUCUGAGCUCGUUCGGGUUUGAUGUGAUGGCGCUGUGGACGGACGCGAUUGGGCUGGGGGUGUUUGCGGGAGUGUUCGUGGUGCUGGCGUACCUGGCGAUGCACUUUUUGCUGGUGGAGAAGCGGUAGGUGGGUGGAAUGUUUUGUGCAUGCGGCGUUGUGUGCAUGCGUGUUGUGUGCAUAGGCGGCGUUGGGCGAGGGCCAUUAUACAUACGCAAUUUCAUACUCGGCAAUUAUACUAAGCAGUGAGUUAUAUAAGGCG
Molecule: messenger RNA, 3610 nt
Organism: Boeremia exigua
Lineage: Eukaryota; Fungi; Ascomycota; Dothideomycetes; Pleosporales; Didymellaceae
Exons: 3
Coding region: 181-3477 (1098 amino acids)
Cellular component (GO): membrane
Molecular function (GO): ABC-type transporter activity; ATP binding; ATP hydrolysis activity
Source: RefSeq, a predicted model, not a curated record